Molecule: messenger RNA, 547 nt
Organism: Aspergillus costaricaensis CBS 115574
Lineage: Eukaryota; Fungi; Ascomycota; Eurotiomycetes; Eurotiales; Aspergillaceae
Exons: 4
Coding region: 82-384 (100 amino acids)
Source: RefSeq, a predicted model, not a curated record
CUACUGCUUUUCUUCCUUUCUUCCUCUUGCAUACGUCGCCACAAUCGCCAUCGCCAAUAAAAUUGCUCGUCCAGCGUAGUUAUGCCUGUCUUCCACGUCGUCCUCUUCCGCUUGAAGCCAGGUGUUGCACCUGCUGAGCUCGAGGCCUGGGCCCGCUUGGGUAAAGGCAUGGUUGGCAAAAUUCCAGGACUGCUGGAAUUCCAUGCCAACCCACCAGUGGCGAUGACCGCCUCCCGCGCAAAGGGCUACAAUAUGGGGUUGGUGGCUAUCCUGGAGAAGCCGUCCGAUUUGCAGGUCUAUGCAACUCAUCCAGCGCACCUUGAAUUGCAUGAAAUGCGCGAGCAAUUAUGUGAGGAUACUUUGGCAUACGAUCUGGAGUACUAGACUUAUCUCCUAAUGGGGCUGGCUCAAUAAGUCGGUCUGUUCUGAGUUUCUGUGUAUAUCUUUAUUAAUCUCGGAAUCCGGAUGGGUACAUCACGCUUCUGGGACGUAGGGACGCAUGCGGUAAUUGGGUGAACAAUACCGCAGGAAGCUGGCAUAAAAUCUC